This is a messenger RNA of Pelodiscus sinensis (Chinese soft-shelled turtle), 2708 nucleotides long. NCBI's taxonomy places the organism in Eukaryota, Metazoa, Chordata, Testudines, Trionychidae. The record is from RefSeq and is a predicted model, not a curated record.
GUCAGUGAAAUGACAGACAGGAAGUGGUGAAGGGCUGUUGCACAGCGCCUGUGUUGAGAGAGUUCCGGCUCCGAGCAUGAAUUUCUCAGCUGCCCUGUCUCCUCUCUGGCAGUUUGAGGAGGUGCCAUGGAGAACAAAGUGACCGACCACCUGCACCAGGCCCUGGCUGAGCUGGGGGAGAGUGAGCUGAAGCGAUUCAAGGCCAAACUCAGGGACGUGGCCAUGACAAAAACAUUCGAAAAGAACCUGCAGGAGCAGCUGGGAGGCGCGGAACCGGCUCAGUGGGUGAUCAACCACUUUGGGGUGGAGUAUGGGGCGGAGGUGACCCUUGAGGCGCAAAAAGCCCCGGAGCACGAAGCCAGUGCAGAGGGGCUUAAGCAAGCCCUCGGGGCUUAUGAGGGAAAGUGCAGUGAUCACCUAGAGACCAUCUCCAGAGUGAGGAAUCUGCUGCACCGCACCUUGGGCAGCCUGGGAAAGGAGGAGCUCCGGGUCUUCAAGGCCAAAGUGGCCGAGGUUGAACUGUCAGACACUUCUGUCACCAACCCCCCCAUCCCCGGGGGCCGGCUGGAGAGGGCAGAGGUGGCAGAGAUGGUGGAGGAGCUCAUCAGCCACUACGGGGUGCGCUACGCCUUAGACGCCACCCAGACCGUGCUCAGGGACAUGAACCAGGGUGCCCUGGUGGCCGCUCUCUUUAGGCUGCAGAGAGCCUACAUCAAACAGACCUGGGAGUGGACGGAAGCCCUCUUCAAAGUGAGCGAGCAGCUCAUCCAAAUCUGGGGCAGCCUGGGGCCGGAGGCGCUUGAGAACUUCCGCAUCCAAGUGGCUGAGAGAGACCAGGAGCCAGAAUCUAGCCCCAUCCCCUGUGAUAAGCAGGCGACAGAGGUCACGGAGGAGCUGAUCCAUGAGUACGGGGAGGAACGCGCCCUGCGGAUGACCCAGAGCAUCCUGAGAAGCAUGAACAGGGCUGCCCUGGCACAGAAACUCAUGGAGGCAUCUAGGACGGAGGCUUGGAGAGAGAACCAGUGCGAGCUGUGUCCCAGAGAGAAGGAUCUGCUGGAAGAACUAAACCCAGAGAUCAUUCAGGGCCCAGAGGGGAGCCUGGAGACGUACAGAGUUCACAUCCCCCGGGCAGGCGCCUACCGCUGCCCUAAAACCAAGCUCAGAUUCGAGGUGAGGGCAGCCGUGACCAUCUGCUAUGAAUACAGCUCCUGGGAUCAGUAUCUGCCUGCCCAGGCGGCUCAGCAGAGGAUGGUGGCCGGCCCCUUGUUCAACAUCCAGGUGGACCAGGAUGGGGCCGUGGCGGCCGUUCACCUCCCGCACUUCCUGUGCCUCGCAGGGGGCGAGAUCUCCCUCUUUCAGAUGGAGGUCGCCCAUUUUGUUGGCGGGGAGAUGCUCCUGGAGAAGCCGGCGCGGGUGAGGCACUUCCAUGCUGUGCUGGAGAACCCCCACUUCUCCCCCCUGGGCGUGCUUUGGAGACUGAUCCGGUCGAAGCGACGCGUUUGUAUCCACUCGCUGGUGCUGCUGUACCGGGCCCGCAGGGCUGCAGACAUCACCCUCCACCUCUACCUCCUCCCCGACGACCGCUCCGUGGUACAGGCGGUAGAAGAGUAUGAGAAGAAAUGCCAGUCGUUUCAGGUGCCCAAGCCGCCUCUGACCAAGCCACUACAUUACGGGACAUAUUACCGCACCACAUCUAACUCACCCAACCUAGAGAUAAAACCUAAGGAUCUGGAGUUCCAGCGCAGAGGCCCAGAGAAGCAUCAGUCGUACACUGAAGUGUACAUCCAAAGAUUGGAGGAGUGCGUGGAGCUCAGCUUGAGAGAGAGAGACCAGGAGGAAUCUGUCUGGGACGUCACGCUGAGGCCAGGUGAUGUGAAGCCUCCCACAGUGUCAGCUGAAGUGCCCGCAGGGGCCAACACAAGGAAGACAAGGAGAGAUCACCUGGUGGAAACUUUAAAAGACCUCAGAGAGAUGGAGCUGAAGGAGUUCAAGAGCAAACUGACUGACACUAAAUUGCAGGAGGGUUACACCCAGGUACCGCGAGGUCACCUGGAGAAAGCAGAGAGUGUGGAGGUUGCUGAGCUGCUGUUCAGACACUAUGGACAGGCCUAUGCCACGAAGGUGGCCAUACAAGUGCUGGAAGCCAUCAACCAGAGACAGCUGGCAGAGAGACUCCAAAGGGCAGCGGGAGCUGGUUGGGAAUGAGCCAGGAAGGAGAGAGCUGGUCUCUCCCUACAGAGGGGCCUCACCCCAUCCAUCUCUUCUCCUUCCGUGUUCUGCUGCUUCUGUGCCCAGGAUCAACUGCUCUCGCUCUCUGUGAGCAGCAACUCUCGGCUUUGGAGUCUUUCCUUUUCACGCGUUCUCUGACCCAUUUGUCUCAGCAGUGACGCCCUCACUGUUUCAUCCCAGGAGCAAUCAGACCAAACAGGACAGUCCUGUGUCAUCACAGGAGAUCCCGAAGCAUCUGGCUAGUCCAGCUUGCUGUCGGAGAAAGGGGCAAAAACCACCCAGAGGCUAAUGGAGCAUUAGUCUGCCCUUGCGGGAAGUUUUGGCCCCGCUUUCUGUGACAAAGUGGAAAUGUUUUUAAUGUUUUCUCUGAACACGUGUGGGUGUGCCUCAGUUUCCCCCCAUGCGUUACUCAUGUGAAAGAAACCUGCAUUUCUAAUGUAAGAAGCAAGCAGAAAAAUAUUUAACUCUCUCCCCUGCAA